AUGGAUAUGCGGUUUGAUGUUUGUGCGGGAGAGGAUUAUGAGGGAAGGUUGGGGGAAGGACGGUUUGGUAAUGAGGAGGAGAAGAAGUUACCUGUUGAUCGGGUAAAGAAUGUUCCGAUUUGUCUGGAUGGUAAAAAUGGGCUUGAAGGGGUUAAGAAGUGGAUGAUAGAUUGUGGGAUGGAUCAUGAGAUUUGUCGGGCUGUACAGCGGGUUAAAAGUUUACCGAAGAGACUCAUCCGGAUAUCGAUUGAUGUUGAAGUAGCUCCGAUUCUUAUUGAGACGUCCGGGUUAGCAUCUAUAGAUUAUCUCGCAUUGAGCGCUCGUUCCUUUGUGGGGACGCCAAACAUCGGGGAGAGUCCCACACGGGAAAAUUUCUCCAUCUUAGAAACAACAGGAAAGUCUCUAGAUACAAGUUCGCUUCCUAAAGCCUUGACAGAUGCAUUCGUUAUUACCCGACGCCUAGGUUAUGAGUACAUCUACAUCGCCGCUCUCUGUCACGUGUCAGACGAUCCACUUGAUCUUAUAGCAAUCUUCGCCCAAGCAACUCUCCUUCUUUCCGCCGAUAACGUAAGCUCUCCCACAGAAGGAUUAAUCCAAGAUCGAGCAAUUUUCAAUUCUCCUCCCCUCGGUAUCAACAAAGACCGCUAUCUGCGUUUGAGCUGUCUCCGCAACCACGCAGAUCUCGAUUCCUCUCCUCUCUCGACAUCAGGCUGGGCAUUUAUUGAACGAAUCCUCGCACCUCGAAUUUUGCAUUUCACGAAACGUCAGUUGAUCUGGGAGUGUGCUUCCGGAUGGAAAUUUGAAGCGUCGAAUGUGGAAGAUAAGCAAUAUGGAAGUGGGAUGAUCAGAGGAACGUAUCAGAAAAACCUCACGCAACCUUACAUCAAGGAAUAUCUUUCUCGCGAAACUAGAAAAACCUCAGAAUCCAGUACACAAGAAAACAACAAUACUCAGAUUUCAAAUCUACGCGAAUAUGCACAGAGAUUAGAAGUCUGGUAUCAAAUCAUCGAUACCAUCUCCACCACCACCUUUCCCUCUCAACUCGAUAAAUCCAAAGCCCUCUCGCUCCUCACAAAAAUCAUCGAUAACAACACAUUCGGCACAAACCUCUCUGGGAUCUUCACCCAAAACAUCGCAUACGGUCUUGCGUGGGGUCGUGUAAAUACACUUCUCACCCCAAAUCCCGACGCCCAAGCCCCAAGCUGGAGUUGGGGGAGUGUACAUGGACCGAUUUCCCACAUGUAUAACAGCUAUCCCCCUUCCAUCUUACACAUGCGCUCUGCCCAUCCAUCAUGGACAGAUAAACAUACACCCGAGCUUCUUUCACACACGGCAUCUCCCCUCCCAGUCCCAACCUCCAAUUCCCUCCCCAAUAAUCCGGUCCUCGGCCUCGAACUCAAAGCUUCCCUCACACGCAUACUCCACCUGUGCGAACAUUUCCAAUCCGAAUUCCCAAAAUACACAGUCAAUCUAGUGCUUGACCAAUCCCCCAUCUUCGAUUGCAAAUGUUGUGGGCCCAGAAGUGACGCCGUGCAAGAAACCGGAAUCCAAGAAUUUGAAAAGCGGAAGGAUCAUUACUUCGCCAUGUACGUAUCGGGAGAUCUGGAUGUUGAAGCGGGAGAUGGAGAUCCGUGGAAAGUGAGUCGGUGCGCGGAUAUGUUGGUUUUGAGGAUGGUGGAUGGGAGGGAGGAGAUGGGGGGUUGUGAGGAUGAGGGGGAGGGUGUGGCUGGACAAGGAAAAACGAUUAGUGGGGAUGGGGGAAUGGCAGUGUAUGAGAGAGUGGGACUCUUGAGAUUGAGUUUCACGAGUUAUGAGAAGAAUUCUGUGGAUGAAGGAUCUAUACAGGAGAAAUUUGAUGGGGUGGGAUGGGAUAGGAAAACUAUCAGGUUGGUUUGA
Botrytis fragariae is the source of this 1896-nucleotide messenger RNA. Its product is annotated as putative het domain protein. The record is from RefSeq and is a predicted model, not a curated record. NCBI's taxonomy places the organism in Eukaryota, Fungi, Ascomycota, Leotiomycetes, Helotiales, Sclerotiniaceae. Bases 1 to 1896 code for a protein of 631 amino acids. The transcript has a single exon.